AUGUCAGGAGGAAAGGCAUCAACAAACGAUUCCCUGUUGUCAGAACAAGGAGGUGUGGUUUCAUCAUCUUACUACUAGUAUAAUGAAGGAUCGAAAUCAGUGACUGAUGUAUUGAGAAAGGCAGGAGAUAUACCUUAGAUUCUUAAUGAAACCAUCAAUUUGCUCCCUAGUUUGGAAGUAUUGAAGAGAGAAUCAUAGAAUUAGUGCAAAGGAUAAGAUGACAAGACAAUCAAGAGAGACUACGAUGAGAGAAUCAAAAGACGUCAUGAGAUCAUGAACUUUUUGACUGAAUUUUCAACUUAAAGCAAAAAUUACAUGGAUUAGACAACUGAUCUAGUGAGCAUAACUAACAUGACUAAGGAAAGACUCGUUCAGUAGAUUAAGUUCUGUGAAUCAAUUUCAUGGAAUAAUAUCACUUUGGACUUCUUUCUGAAGUAAAUUAAGAAACUACACAGUGAAUCGGAUGAAAUCAUAAAAUACUACAAGACGAUCUUGACAAGAUAAAGAGAUGGCUAAAUUAUUGAGGAAUAUAUGAAGAAUAGCAUCAACCUCUUCUCAGGAGCUGAGCAUCUAAGCACCAUUUUCAACUAGCUUAAGAAUCUUGAAACACAGAUACCUUAACAAACCAAAAGGAUUUAGGCUUUUGAGUAGACUUUCAGAUAGAAGCAUAAGGACUAAAGAAAUGCAAUCAACUCCUUAAAAAACUAGAUCAAAAGACUCUAAAUGAAUAUUGAUUUUGAAAAUUAGGAAAUGGAACUGAUAAAUAAAAGCAUAGAUUAGAUAAAGGACAAGAAAACAAGGUAUAAUGAUCAAGAUCUGAUAGAUUUGAAAAUAGAGAUAGACUCCAUCAAGGAUGAAAUCCAAGAAAUAGAAAAAGAUCAAUUAGUAAAUUUAAAGAAGAAUAUUAAUAAGCAACACAAUAGCGAGCGAGAUAGAUUAAAGGCCGAGCAAAUGAAAAUCAACAAUGAAUUAUUUUAUCUUCAAGAGUAAAAGAAGUUGAAGAAGAAAAAAAUCAUUGGUAUCUUUCCUGACAAUUCUGAAUUCAAAAAAAAAAAGAAAGAACUAAUGAUGAAGUUGACCUAAAUUGAAAAACAAAUCAAUGAUACCUAUUAGGAUGAGUAAGAAUGCCUUAAAAAUGAGAAGAAGUAUCUUGAGUAAUAAUUAGUUAAACUUAAUGAUGAUUUGAGAGCAAAGUUAAUUGAGAGAAAGAAGGAAGUAGUUAAAUUAAAAGGUAAUGAGAGGUAUGUCAAGCUUAAAACGAGGAAAACUGAAUUGCUGAAACUAUAGGAGACAAAAUAAGAACUUAUCAAUAAUUACAAAACAAGUAUUUCAGAUCUUUAAAUAGAAGUGGAUAACAAGUAAAGAUGUGCUGAUGAUCUUGAGGAUGAAGAGAAGGGAAAAUCAAAAACAAUGAAAGAGGAAUUAAAAAAGUCAUACGACUCUCAGAAAGACCUAAUGGCAAAAAAAGAAAAUUAUGAAAGAAAUGAUUCAUUAGAACUGGUUUAACUCAUCAAACUAGUAAGAAAUCUCCAAACAGUGGCACAUUAUUGGUACUUAUUACAAACCGCAAACAGCUAUAUCAUAGAUAUUCUGGUCAGACUCUCAAGCUAGUUAGGGUCAAUUAUAAGUGCUAUAGAAGAAACAAAGCACUCCAAGGAAAUUGAGAAGUAAAAGAAGGUAUCUUAGAAUCUUGAAAUAAUGAUGGAGGAGUUUGGUGGAAGAAGAGCUUUGAUUGAUGAACUUGAGCGAAACAUUAACUGUCUUACUGAUAAUGAGACUUCAAACUUCAAAUCUAAAUUCUUCGAAUAAAUUGGAAAUGAGACAUUGGAUUAACUUAAUGGCAGGCUUCAACAAGCUAAAGAUUUGACUCAAUUGUUCCCAGAAAUUCCAAUUGAAUUUCUAACAAUCAUUAGAAACUAGAUAUUCAUCUAUCUCAACAAGAAAUUAAAGCUAAACUUGUAAGCCUAAAAAGAAUUCUUAGAUUAAAACUAUGACAAAAAAGGAGAUGGUUUUUUCGCGAGAAGUUUUUCUUAAUCUGCUUUGAAUACAACCCAAUCUAUUGCUAGAAAGGAUAGCAAGAUUGACAAAAAAGGAAUAAUCGACAUUUAAGUUGGCAAUCUUAAAAACUUAAUUCUCUAAAUCUUUGAUAGCAAGGAUAUUAGAUAUCAACUUAUGAGAAAAGAUUAAUUGUAAAGGGAUAAGGCAUUGCUCUCAGGUGGAGAUGUUUAAGGGCAAGUCGAGAGCAUAGCGAAUAUUAUUAUUAUUCAUCAUCAGGAUAUAUUCAAGAUAAGUCCAGAUUCUGAAUUACUAAAUCUAAGUAAGGAUUUGGAAAAUUUGGAUUGA
This is a messenger RNA of Stylonychia lemnae, 2343 nucleotides long. The record is from the annotation of a GenBank genome assembly. NCBI's taxonomy places the organism in Eukaryota, Ciliophora, Spirotrichea, Sporadotrichida, Oxytrichidae.